This is a messenger RNA of Lotus japonicus, 1321 nucleotides long. RefSeq names its product transcription factor bHLH84-like. Gene Ontology annotation, cellular component: nucleus. The coding region runs from base 113 to 1129 and encodes 338 amino acids. The record is from RefSeq and is a predicted model, not a curated record. Gene Ontology annotation, molecular function: RNA polymerase II cis-regulatory region sequence-specific DNA binding; DNA-binding transcription factor activity, RNA polymerase II-specific; protein dimerization activity. Lineage: Eukaryota; Viridiplantae; Streptophyta; Magnoliopsida; Fabales; Fabaceae. The transcript is spliced from 5 exons. Gene Ontology annotation, biological process: regulation of transcription by RNA polymerase II.
UGUCUUGUUGGGUAUAAAUAGAGUAAGGGUAUUGAUCUCAUUCAAGCACUGAAACAAAGUGGAGUUUCUUCUCACAUUGAAAAAGAAAACCAUCCAUACAAAAGAAAGAAAAAUGGAGCAAACUUCUGAAGAAUGGAGUUCUCUCAGUGGAUUCUACACAGCUGAAGAAGCUGAUUUCAUGAGCCAGUUGCUUAGUAACUGCUCAGUCCCUGAUCACCAAUAUGAAAAUUACAAUUUGGAGAUUCCACCUGCAUCAUGGUCUGGCCAUGAAUCAACAAUAAUGAGUGUGACAGGCAUCAAUUGCAGUUCAUAUGUUCACGCAAAUGCCAAUAAUAGUGAGACUAAUUUUUUUGGUUUUUCACAAGGAAGUAGCUCCAAUAUUACUAAUUGUAGCAACAUGUUUCCUACUACAAGUGGUGGCAAUUGCUGCUUUGAUGAUCCGGUAGCCAACAUUGGCUUCAUGUCAAUAGGUGAUGCCAAAUUCAACACAUUUAGUGUUCAAGGGAAUGAAAACUCUGAUGAAGAGGUUAUUGGUGACAAGGCUCACAAGCAAUGUGAAGAACCAGUUUCUGAACCACCAGAAGAGGAUAUAACCAGCAAUCUUGAAAAGUCAGGAAAAAGAUCCAGGAGCGCAAUGGAGGUUCAAAAGAACAAGACAAAUGUCAAAUCUAGGAAGAAAGCAAAAUCUGCUUUUACAAGCAACACUGAAGAGGAUAGAAAUCUUGGUCUUCAUGGGCAGAGUUUGAGCAGUUGCUGCUCAGAAGAUGAUGACUCCAAUGAGCUAAAUGGUGGAGGGUCUUCAAGCUUGGACCAGAAGGAUUCUACAACUAUUAAGUUGAAGGGUAAAUCAAGAUCUGAAAGAGGUUCUGCUACUGACCCACAGAGCAUCUAUGCAAGAAGAAGAAGAGAAAAAAUAAAUGAAAGGUUGAAAAUCUUACAAAACCUAGUCCCCAAUGGAACUAAGGUGGAUAUCAGCACCAUGCUUGAAGAAGCUGUUCAAUAUGUGAAGUUUUUACAACUCCAAAUAAAGCUUCUGAGCUCUGAUGAUCUCUGGAUGUAUGCUCCCAUUGCUUUCAACGGAAUGAACAUUGGACUAGACCUCAAUCUUUUUCCAACCAAACAACCAUAACUAUAUAGCACUCAGGAAAAGAGGAUGGGGCAAAAGAGCUGAUUUUGGCAUUUUGUUAUGUUUUUUGUUUUGUUCAUAAGUAUUUAUUAACAGCAUUUAUUUCUAAGAAAGCAUGAGGUCAAUUAAACAAGCGACCUUGUGUAUUUUUGUUAACUAUGAGCCAUCAUUUUGAGUUGGUUUCUUGACUCUUUA